GUAUAUAUCCCCUCUCCUUUAUAAAGGAGAAGACACGAUGACAUUGUCUGCAGUUCAUGGAAUUGAUAAAUUUGUAUCAGUAAGUUUUACGAAUUCAAUUAAAAAUGUAUAUUAUAUCAUGAAAAUUGAAACAGAAUAAAUGUUCCCUAGCAUGACGAGCGGUUUUACAAGUUCAUCCGAAAAAUCAUUUUAAGGUAACGAAUGUCGCCAUCCAUUCAUUUAUUGACGUUUCGUAAUUUUCACAAUGGAGCAAGGAAAAAGUUGAAAUAUAUAUUUGUAGAUAGAAAAGAAAACGCAGAACGUUAGCCUUGAAGUCACUUUCAAUUACAGGUCAAACGAUUUUUUUAAAGAGUUGCCUAUUGCAGUUGGUAUUGAGAGUCGAGAUUGAGCCUUACUGCAGUCAAAUUGCACAAAAUGGAGGUGUCAACAAUUGAUUAACGUCUGAAAUUAUUCAAAAUUUGUCUUCAGUUGUGUAUACUAAAAAAAUAUGACCAUUAUACCGAUAGAUCGUUGAAUUUUUGAAAGGAUUAACAUUAUUGAAUCGCAUCAUGAGUAAAUUUUGGAAAGAACAUAAAUUGGAAACAACUGGACCUGCCAUUAUGAAAAGCCUCAAUAUCAUGUGUAUUUGUAACAGAGAUAUAUACUAUACCGCCAAUGAUUCCACACGUGGAAAAAGAAUACGUAUGAAAUGCCAGUGCAAUCAACCCAGAAGUUUCUUGUUGAUAGAUGGGCAAGAAUACCUCAGAGUUAACAAUGCGGAAGAGUUCAUGGAAGAAUUAAAUUGCAAUAAAGAUCUUGAAGUGAAAGUAGUGUCGAUUUUUGGAAACACCGGUGAUGGCAAGAGUCACACAUUGAAUCAAACAUUCUUCAAUGGAAAGGAAGUAUUUGAGACCUCGAGUGAUCAAAAUUCAUGUACAUUAGGUGUUUGGGCUGCAUUUGAUCCAGUUCUUAAUGUGAUAUGUUUGGACACAGAAGGUUUAUUAGGUAUUACUUCUCGUGAGAAUGAAAGGAUAAGGCUAUUACUUAAAGUUCUUGCUAUAUCUGACAUUAUUAUAUAUAGAACACAAUCCGAAAAACUGAAUAGAGAGUUAUUUACAUUUCUUAGUGCUGCUUCAAAAGCAUACAGUCAUCAUUUUCAAGCUGCCUUGCAAGCAAUAGGACAGAGGAAAGGAGUUCAAGGCUCUUUGAGUGCCCUGGGACCAAGCAUUAUAAUAUUACAUGAGACUAAAUACACCAAACCUCUGACCAACAAUGGUAUAGAAAACGCGGAAGACGUUCUUCGAACAUGGUUUGCUCAAAUGAAGCUCGAAAUGGAAGCAUUUAGUUCCAUCAAAUACGUUGGUAUACAAACAACAAAUUUCACGACUGAUUAUGAACUUUUGCAGACUGCUAUUACGGAAGAAUUGUCUAAUACUAUUGUGCGAUCUCCCAGAAAGCCGUAUUUAGUUUAUAAUACAUUAAAAGUUUUAAACGAGAAAUUUUCAGAACAAAUUGAGAAUUCUUCUAUUUUGUUUCCCGAUCAAUAUUUCACCUGUCCUACUAAAUGUCUUAGCUGUGGAUCUAGGUGCAACAAUAGUAUGGGACAUCUUUUCGAAGGAAAACCUCAUAGUAGCAAUAACAGGUGUCGAUAUCAGCAUCAAUAUGAAAAUAUAGUAUAUAUAUGUAAAAAAUGUUAUAGUAAUGGAAAUGAAGUACAAGUUAUGAAACGAGUUCAAACUCAAAAUGAUAAUAGUUGGUAUGGAUUAGUUAAAUAUGCAUGGUCAGGAGAUGUGAUAGAAUGUCCAAAUUGUGGAGAAAUAUAUCGGAAUCGUCAGUAUUGGUAUAGUAACAAAAACCUUGAAGAUUCUACUAUUCGUACAGAGAUCACGCACGUGUGGAACAUGCCAAAUAAUUCAGUUGCAUCUCAAAACACAGCACAAAAAGUAAUCGACGGUGUAUCGUAUCUUACUGAAGCUGUAACCAAUGUUUCGUUGCAACCGACAAAAGUUCUAUCGGCGUGGGUUGCAGAUCAGGUAGCUCCGACUUAUUGGAGACCUAAUAAUGAAAUAAAAAACUGCCAUAAGUGUAAAACGGCAUUUGGCUUGACCGAUACGAAACACCACUGUCGAGCAUGUGGCGAAGGUUUCUGUGAUCAGUGUUCGUCUAAAACGAAGUGUGUCCCAUCUAGAAAUUGGCAUACACCAGUACGAGUCUGUGAUGUCUGUUAUAAUAAGGAUGAACCUACUGAAUUUUCGGAAGAUGUUAACGCUAGGAAAGUAACUGAACAAGUAGUAUCUACUCUCAGUGCAGUUGCGUUUAUUAAGGAUACAGUUCGACCGUCUUAUUGGGUCCCCGACUCGGAAGUUGUUAAUUGUUGCGUAUGCUACCAAAAAUUUUCCGUGUCUCUUACUUUACAUCAUUGUAGAGACUGUGGACGUGGAGUAUGUCAAGAUUGCUCGCAACAUCGUAAACCCGUACCGCAUAGGGGAUGGGAUAAUCCAGUUCGGGUUUGCGAUUCGUGUAUAAAAAUAGCCUAAGAAACAUUGACGAAAGCAUUAAUCUGAAAUAUUGAUCCAUCUACACAAUAUACAUUGAUGAAUUGAAUACCUCAACGAUGAAGAUAUAUUUUUUCUCAAAUUUUGUACAAGUUGCUUGCAAUUCAUAAACAUUUAUGUAACUUUUACUUUGCCUUUAGUAUAUUGAAAUUCUUUGCCAUCGUAAGAGCGGAAGAAAGAAGAAAAAGAAAACCAAUAUUUUAAUACAAUAUUGUAAAAAAGCAUUUCCUAUGAAUUGUGCCAUGAGUGUACCUGUCUCUUUUAUAAAAUGUGUUUUCAGAGAAUUGCAGUAAUAUAAUAUUAGAAAAAUAA
Bombus pascuorum is the source of this 2846-nucleotide messenger RNA. RefSeq names its product zinc finger FYVE domain-containing protein 1-like. Lineage: Eukaryota; Metazoa; Arthropoda; Insecta; Hymenoptera; Apidae. Gene Ontology annotation, molecular function: metal ion binding. The record is from RefSeq and is a predicted model, not a curated record. The transcript is spliced from 7 exons. The coding region runs from base 549 to 2516 and encodes 655 amino acids.